AUGACUGAAAAUAGUUGGUUUCGUGAUUAUUGUGAAAAAACGACUUCACAUUGUAUGCAGUAUUUUGUGAUGAAGGAUAGAUCACCCGUAGAAAAAUUGUUUUGGAUUCUGACGUUUCUCUGUAUGAUAUCAAUUACGUGUGGCGCUUUAAGAGUUUUGAUAGACGUUUGGAUUGAUAGUCCAACCAUCAUAUUCAUUGAAAACACAGAAUCAGCCAUUCAAGAUAUACCUUUUCCGUCAAUUAAUAUUUGUCCAUCAAGCCAACUACGAAAAUGGGUUUGGGAGAAACACAUGAACACGAACACCUCCUAUUGGGAAAAUCUUCAACAUUAUCGCUAUGGACUAUGUUCCUUAGAUUUUUACAAUUAUAUCGGAGACAAAAAAGCUUCAAGAAAUUAUUUUGAUAAAGAUGUAAUCAUGCGUUUGAUUAACGAUUGUGCAAUUAGCUGUUCAGAAGUAUUUCAAUUGGAUGCGAAAUGGGAAAAUUUGACAGUUUCAAAUUUUUGCCAGUUUGUUCAACCAAAACUGAGUUUACUUGGAUUAUGUUUUUCAGUUAAUAUGAUGCCAUCAUUUCAAAUGCUUAACAACGAAUAUAAUCAAAGAUAUUUAAAUUUUUUUUUAAAAAACAAUUCCUAUAUUGUUACCGAGAAAUCAAAUUGGAAUUUAGAUGAUGGAUACCCACCAAAUUCAGAGAACGAUCUUCUUGUCAACAUAAACCCUGCUAGAACAAGCGGUGUUAGUCACUACCACCGUCUUAGAUUGACGAUAAACAUAUUGGACCAAGAAUUUUUUAGUUGUUCGUCUCAAAGUCAUUUUUUUAUUACAUUAUCUCACCCAGCUGAAUAUUUUUUGACCGAUCCUCGAUCUUUUAUCAAACCAGACACAUACACUAAAAUACAAAUCACUCCAUUCGUGAAAAAAAUUGAUUCUCAGUUAAAAUGGCGUUCUUUAGAAGCCAGGAAAUGCUAUUUGCACAACGAGAGAAAAUUAUCUAUUUUUCAACAAUACACACAGGUGAAUUGUAAUAUGGAAUGUGUCUUAAACGAAACUUUAACCAUAUGUGGCUGUGUUUCCUUCGACAUGGUUUAUUUAGUGGCACCCAGUGUUCAAAUUUGUGGUGUCUCAAAAAGAGAAUGUCUGAUAAAAGCUCAAAAAGCAACCUAUGAGCCGGAAAUGCAAUUAAUAUGCAAAUGUUGGCCAACAUGUUCUGUGGUUGAAUAUAAAAUUGCAUAUACGUCCCACUACGAUGAUUGGGCUUAUAUGAAAUUAACAAAUAUUGUAAAGAAUAAUUCCAGAGGUGCGACGGUUGAGUUCGUUUUCAAUAAGCCAUAUUUCACAGCAUAUACAUCCACAUCUAUUGUAGACCUAGACUCCCUAAUAAGUAAUAUUGGUGGAUUAAUAAGUUUAUGUUUGGGAUUAAAUUUAAUCAACUUGUUUGAAAUACUAUAUAUCAUGAUUAAAAUGAUCGUCAAUUACAUUAUACACAUGUUUGAUAAUACAUGA
This is a messenger RNA of Myzus persicae (green peach aphid), 1503 nucleotides long. RefSeq names its product pickpocket protein 28-like. The record is from RefSeq and is a predicted model, not a curated record. NCBI's taxonomy places the organism in Eukaryota, Metazoa, Arthropoda, Insecta, Hemiptera, Aphididae. Bases 1 to 1503 code for a protein of 500 amino acids. The transcript has 10 exons. Gene Ontology annotation, biological process: sodium ion transmembrane transport. Gene Ontology annotation, molecular function: ligand-gated sodium channel activity. Gene Ontology annotation, cellular component: membrane.